This is a messenger RNA of Pipra filicauda (Wire-tailed manakin), 3770 nucleotides long. It is a transcript of the gene LMOD1, whose product is annotated as leiomodin 1. Gene Ontology annotation, biological process: muscle contraction; myofibril assembly; pointed-end actin filament capping. Gene Ontology annotation, cellular component: striated muscle thin filament; myofibril. The coding region runs from base 1252 to 3078 and encodes 608 amino acids. The record is from RefSeq and is a predicted model, not a curated record. Lineage: Eukaryota; Metazoa; Chordata; Aves; Passeriformes; Pipridae. Gene Ontology annotation, molecular function: actin binding; tropomyosin binding. The transcript has 3 exons.
AGCUUUUUUACCCAGGAAGACCAAAGGGCUCCUUGCCUGGAUGAGCAGGGAGAGGCCUGGGAGCAGGAAACCUCAGGAGAGUGAUAAAGGAUGAAGGAAACAGGGAUGAAAUGGCAGGAUAGUGGAUGGUGGAAAAGCUGCCUGGAAACUCAGAGUCUGGGAGAACUCCCAGGGUCGGGGGAGCUUCCCUAUGGAUUAGGGAGAUGGAAAGUUGGUGCCACAGGGCAAAGCCCAGGCUGAGGGCACUGCCUAGAGCAGGAGCAGGAAUUGGGGCUGUGCAGAAGGAGGGAGGUCUUAAGGCUUGGCAAGGGCAGGAUAGGAGGAAGGGGAGCUGCAGGAGCAGCCCUGCAGAGCUUUGGGAAUUGCAGGAGCUCUGAUGGAGCCCAGCCCAGGGAUGGUGUCGGGUCAGACCCUGCAGAGGUUUGGGAAUUGCAGGAGCUCUGAUAAAUCAACCCAGGAAUGGUGUCAGGUCAGAUCCAGCAGAGCUUUGGGAAUUGCAGGAGCUCUGAUAAAAUACAAACCAAGUGAUGGUUCCAGGGUCAGAUCCAGCAGAGGUUUGGGAAUUACAGGAGCUCUGGUAAAGCCCAGCCCAGGGAUGGUGUCGGAGUCAGAUCCAGCAGGAGCACUCUCUUCCAGUGCCUCCAUCCUUCUCAAGAAAAUCAGUCUGCCCCAGCAUCACCACCUCCCCCUCAUUCCCAAAAAUCUGUGUUAGUGGCACAGAGGGAUAGAGAGGAAAACUCGCUCUGGAGCGGCUGCUCCUUGUCCCAUCCCGGCAGGAGCUGUCCCUGUCCCAGCAGAGCAUGUCCCCAGCACUCGGUAGCCACCCUGCCUGCUUUGGAAGCCCCCCUGGUCCGGGCUGCUCCCCCCAUUCUGCCCCUGCCCGCGGCGCGUUUUUCCCUGUUUUCCCCCGGGUUGGCCCAUUGCCUUUAAAAGGCGAAAUGCUCCGCACUAAAUUUGGGCAUGCGGCUCUGGCCGCUUCCCUGGAAUGUCCUCGGGUUUCAGGCUCCCCCGCUCCCCCCUUCCCCGCCUCCCGCCCGCUCCAUUGGCUUCCCGGCUCCCUAACCGCCGCCGGACCCCGGCAUUGGCCAGCCCCGGGUUGUCCCCUCUGGAAAACCAGGGAGAGCCACCGGGAUUUAACACUUGAGCACCUGCUGCCCCCCGGGAAGCAGCUUCGGGAGCUUCGGCUUCUGAUUUUUUCUCUCCUGCCUCGGGAACCCCAAAACCGCCACCGUGUCUCGCCAGAGGGCCAAGAUGUCCAAGGUGGCCAAGUACCGGCGCCAGGUCAGCGAGGACCCGGACAUCGACAACCUGCUGUCCACGCUGUCCCCGGAGGAGAUGGAGGAGCUGGAGAAGGAGCUGGACGUGGUGGACACCGAGGGGAGCGGCCCCGCUGAGAAGAAUCAAGCGGAAAACUCCUCCCCCGGCCCCCAAAACUGCGACCCGGAGCUGAACCACCACAGCAGGGAGCCCAGGAGGGUCCUGCGCAGGGAGCAGGCCGUGGAUGAAACCAGGCUGAGCGAGAGCAAAGGAGACAAAAAUGAAGAAGAAAAGGGAAAGGAAACUCCCCCCAAAGACCUGGCCCAGAAACGAGACCCCAAAGUGGGCAAAGACUCCAAAAAGGAGGAAAGUGUUCAGAAAACAGAGCCCAAAGGUAAAGCUGAGCCUGAGCCCAAGAGCAAAGAGAACAAAGCCAUGAACGAUAAAGUGAAAGCCAUGGAGAAAAAGCUGAUGGGGAAGGACAAGGAGGAAGAGAAGGGCUCAGUGCUGAAGAAGGACACAGGGAAGGACCACAAGGAGGAAGAGAAGAGCUCAGCAUUGAAGAAGGAGGCAGGGAAGGAUAAAAAGGAGGAGAAGGGCUCAUAUGUAAAGAAUAAGGAUGCAGGGAAGGAGAAAAAGGAAGAAGAGAAGGGCUCAGCAGCAAAGGAUACAGGGAAGGACAAAAAGGAAGAAAAGGUUUCAGCAUCCAAGAAGGACACAGGGAAGAACAAAAAGGAGGAGGAGAAGAGCUCAGAACCAAAGGGACAGGCAGAGAAAGCCACGGGAGGGGAAGGGGAGAAAGACAAAGAAAAAAAAGAAGAGGAAAAGGGUUCAGCUGGGAAAACAGCCAGGGUGGAGGAGAAGGAGAAACCCCGGGCAGAGGCAGAAGAGGCGGCGGCGGAGAAGCGGGAGGGCAAGGCGGGACCCCCCAAAGCCGCGGAGCCGCCCAAGGACGACGAGGCCUCGAGCAUCUUCGACGAGCUCAUCGAGAAGGUGAAGAACAACGACGCCGAGGUGACCGAGGUGAAUGUCAACAACUCCGACUGCAUCAACAAUGAGACCCUGGUGCGCUUCACCGAGGCCCUGGAGUUCAACACCGUGGUCAAGGUGUUCGCCCUGGCCAACACCCGCGCUGACGACCACGUGGCCUUUGCCAUCUCCAUCAUGCUCAAGUCCAACAAGGUGCUGACCAGCAUCAACCUGGACUCCAACCACAUCACGGGCAAGGGCAUCCUGGCCAUCUUCCGAGCGCUGCUGCAGAACGACACCCUGACCGAGCUGCGCUUCCACAACCAGCGGCACAUCUGCGGCGGCAAGACUGAGAUGGAGAUUGCCAAGCUGCUCAAGGAGAACACCACCCUGCUCAAGCUGGGCUACCACUUCGAGCUGGCCGGGCCGCGCAUGACCGUCACCAACCUGCUGAGCCGCAACAUGGACCGGCAGCGGCAGCGGCGCCUGCAGGAGCAGAAGCUGGCGCAGGAGAGGGGCGAGAAGAAGGACCUGCUGCAGGUGCCCAAGGCCGGGGCGCUGCCCAAGGGGUCCCCCAAGGCGUCCCCGCAGCCGUCGCCCAAGGCCUCCCCCAAGAGCUCCCCCAAGGCAGGGGGGGCCCCCGCGGCGCCGCCCCCGCCGCCCCCUCCGCUCGCCCCACCCCUGAUCAACGAGAACCUGCGGAACUCGCUGUCCCCAGCCACGCAGAGGAAGUUGGGGGACCGGGCGCUGCCGGCACAGGAGAAGAACUCGCGGGACCAGCUCCUGGCAGCCAUUCGCUCCAGCAACCUCAAACAGCUCAAGAAGGUGGAGCUGCCGAAGCUGCUGCAAUAGGGGAGGGGGAGGUGUCCCCCCACGGCCCCCGCGGGACCCCCGGACCCUCCCCCUCCUCCAGACUGUUCCCACGGCGAGCCCUCGGGGUCCUGCGGUGACGGCGGGGGGAGCAGGGACCCCGCGGGGCCGCGCGGGCGGGGCCGGGCCCGGCGGGACGCGGCGCAGGACGUUGUAUUUAUUUUUUGGGACGGCUGGGAAGCCCUUCCGGCUCUUCCUUCUGCCAGCAGCACCCGGAGAUGCCACGGGCAGGGCUGGUCCUUAGGGAAUACCCCCUAAGGUUGGCACCCUCCACGAAGGGGCCAGCAGGGGGAACCCCCGGCUUUGGGGGCACAGGGGACACCCAGGGUGCUGUCACAUCCCUUUUGGGGGCACAGGGGACACCCAGGGUGCUGUCACAUCCCUUUUGGGGGCACAGGGGACACCCAGGGUGCUGUCACGUCCCUUUUGGGGGCACAGGGGACACCCAGGGCGUUGUCACGUCCCUUUGGGGGGCACAGGGGACACCCAGGGUGCUGUCACAUCCCUUUUGGGGGCACAGGGGACACCCAGGGUGCUGUCACGUCCCUUUUGGGGGCACAGGGGACACCCAGGGCGUUGUCACGUCCCUUUGGGGGGCACAGGGGACACCCAGGGUGCUGUCACAUCCCCAUGAGGUCUCUGGGUGGCCGGGGGAGUUUUGGGGUCUGGGCACA